Molecule: messenger RNA, 1199 nt
Organism: Hermetia illucens (black soldier fly)
Lineage: Eukaryota; Metazoa; Arthropoda; Insecta; Diptera; Stratiomyidae
Product: probable cytochrome P450 6a21
Exons: 2
Coding region: 42-1199 (385 amino acids)
Molecular function (GO): monooxygenase activity; iron ion binding; heme binding
Source: RefSeq, a predicted model, not a curated record
GAAUGUAAGUGAAUGAAGAAACAGAUCCCUUGUCGGCGCAUAUGUUCAAUUUGGAAGGUGAAAAAUGGAAAUUUGUCCGAGCAAAAGUAUCACCCACAUUCAGUUCUGGAAAAGUGAAAUACAUGUUUUCAGCUGCGAUGCAAGUGGCUGACAGAUUUGUUGAUACUUUCGAUGAUAUCGUUAGAACUGAAUCGCAGAGAGAGUUGAGAGACCUGCUGGGGAGAUACACCACUGAUGUCAUCGGAACGUGCGCGUUUGGAAUUGAGUGCGACAGUUUGAAAGAUCCUAAUUUCAUUUUCUGUCAGUAUGGAAGAAAAGUCGCUAAGGAGUCAAACCUGAACCCUAUUUUGUAUUUUUUGAUAACUAUGUUUCCCAAUUUAGCGAGAAGGCUAGGGCUGCAGAUUAUAGCAAAGGAUGUGACCGAAUUUUUCAUCGGAACCGUUCGAAAGACUAUUGAAUAUCGCAAAAAGAAUAACGUGCAACGCAACGAUUUUAUGGAUUUAUUGAUUCAAAUAAACAAGGAUGGAAAUGAAGCUGGUCAGCAUUCGGCAACUACAAGAACACUAACUUUAGAAGAAAUGGCUGCCCAAGCAUUUCUGUUUUUCGCCGCUGGCUUUGAAACAUCUUCGACCACAAUGAUAUUUUCCUUAUAUGAACUAUCUCUGAAUCAAGGUAUUCAAGAUAGGGGUCCCCAGGAAAUCAAUGAUGUACUGACCAAGCACAAUAACAAGUUGACUUAUGAAGCAAUGAAGGAAAUGACAUACAUCGAGAUGUUAAUAAACGAGACGCUUCGGAAGUAUCCACCAAUUGGAGCAUUGAUGAGGAAAGCUGUACGCGAUUACCCUGUACCUAAUUCUAAUUUGGUCAUCAAAAAGGGCGACGAAGUACUCAUUCCGUCUUAUACUAUUCACCAUGACUCUGAAAUUUACUCGGAUCCAGAUAUAUUUGAUCCAGAAAGAUUUGCGCCGGAAGCAGUGAAAAAACGCCAUCCGAUGUCAUUUCUAGCUUUUGGUGAAGGUCCCAUGAACUGCGUGGGAUUACGUUUUGGAAAGAUGCAAACUCGAAUAGGCUUAAUAAAAUUACUGAAACAUUUCCAAUUUUCACCUUGCCCAAAAACUCCCAUUCCUAUGGUUUUUGACCCUUACAAAGGUGUCUUAUCACCAAAGGGUGGAUUGUUUUUGGAUGUUAAACGAAUUUAA